AUGUCGUCUCCCGCAACCACCCCGCUGUCGGGGACUCCCACUAGCAAUGGCGCGAGCUUGCCUUCUCGUCCUCAGGCUAAGCUCUUUGCGAGCCAGGAUGGAAGCUCCGGCUCGGGCACCCCCAUCGGUUUCCAACGCUUCCCCCCUCACAACAAGCACUUAGAUCAUGCCGUUGGAAGUGCUUUGCGACAACCGUCCCCGCAGCCCACUCACCUGGGUAUUCCCGGUACCCCGCACCGUGUGCUCUCCGAGGAGGACCCGGGCUAUAUCGCGGCUACCUUCGAGGGCAAGCAAAAGCAGAUGGAACAAGUUAUGGACAUAUUGGAGGAGAAGGGCUUCUUCCCCAGUGACUUUGUCAUCUCCGAAACCACCUGGUUCUAUAACAAGCUUGGCAUCGACGAUACAUACUUCCAGACCGAGUCUGUGGAUGCUAUUGUGACCCAGAUUCUAUCCCUCUACGCCGCCAAAGUCGCCGCCUAUGCCCGCGAUGAUAAGCAGUUGGAGAUUCGUCUGGACAAAGAGGCCGAGGACCAUGCUGUCUACAUCGAUACCAGCAAGCCCGGUACGGUUUCUGUCGAUGGCCCACGCUACGAGCAGCGCAUCGACGAGAAGUACGUCAACCACUCCAAGGGUGCCAACAGUUACCGCGUGGAGACUUUCCGCUCGCCUAGCACUCUGCCAGGCGACAAUGGCCAGCAGCUCCGCUGCUACUUCGUGUACAAGUGCCUGUUUGCCAACCCCAACCCCUCACCGAAUGAGACCAACAUCGAUAUCAUUGGCGAGAAGCGCUUCCUGCAGAAGGCUACCCCCAACACCAAGGCGAUUUACCAGGAAAUUAUCGCCACCGCCGUUGGUCGCUCCGGUCCCGUCAUUGAGAUGUUCGAGAUCGAGGGAAGCCGGGAAAAGCGUCUGGUGAUUGCGUAUCGCCAGGGAUCCGCCAUGGGCUUGUUCAGUGCCCUGUCAGAUUUGUACCACUACUAUCGCUUGACCAGCUCGCGCAAGUACCUGGAGAAUUUCUCCAACGGAAUCACUGUGAUUUCGCUCUACCUGCGUCCCUCAGACAACUCCGAGAUCUCUGCCAAAUUCCCUCCCAUUGAGGCUGCUAUCCACCAGAUCAUGAAGGAGGUCUCCCUCUUGUACUGUAUCCCUCAGAACCGCUUCCAGGGCCACUUCGCCACUGGUCGUCUGAGCUUGCAGGAGACAAUCUACGCUCACUGCGCCUGGGUGUUCGUACAACAGUUCCUUAACCGUCUGGGUUCAGAAUACACCUCGUUGGCUGCUCUUUUGGACAGCAACAACAGUGUGCACGCAGAGUUGCUCUCAAAGAUCAAGAAGCGUUUGCGUACGGAGACAUUCACUGCUGAUUACAUCUUUGAGAUUAUCAACAAAUACCCCGAGCUGAUCCACAAGCUCUACCUUGACUUCGCCAACACCCACUACGUUCAGACCCAGGAGUCUGGUGAUGACUUCCUCCCCACCCUCAGUUACCUGCGUCUGCAGGUCGACGAGGUCCUCGAUGGUGCCAAGCUGAAGCAGCUCAUCCGUGGCACCGCCCUCAACGAGCACGACGAGAUGGUUAUGACCUCCUUCCGCGUGUUCAACGCCUCCAUCCUCAAAACCAACUUCUUCACCCCGACCAAGGUGGCUCUCAGCUUCCGCUUGAAGCCGGACUUCUUGCCAGAGCACGAAUACCCCCAGCCCCUAUACGGCAUGUUCCUUGUCAUCAGCUCCGAGUUCCGCGGUUUCCACCUGCGGUUCCGUGACAUUGCUCGUGGCGGUAUCCGUAUCGUCAAGAGUCGAAACGGCGAAGCAUACAACAUCAACGCUCGUUCGUUGUUCGAUGAGAACUACAACUUGGCCAAUACCCAACAGCGCAAGAACAAGGAUAUCCCCGAAGGCGGUGCCAAGGGUGUCAUCCUCUUGGAUGCUGACCACCAGGACAAGGCGCGGGUCGCCUUCGAGAAGUACAUUGACAGUAUUCUCGAUCUGCUCCUGCCCCCCGUCAGCCCCGGUAUCAAGGAUCCGAUCGUUGACCUGCAUGGUAAGGACGAGAUUCUCUUCAUGGGCCCCGACGAGAACACCGCUGAGCUCGUCAACUGGGCCACCGAGCACGCUCGCGGCCGUGGAGCUCCCUGGUGGAAGUCGUUCUUCACUGGCAAGAGCCCUAAGCUGGGUGGUAUUCCCCACGAUGCUUACGGCAUGACUACCCUCUCGGUCCGUCAGUACGUGCUCGGAAUUCAGCGCAAGCUGAACAUCGACCCCUCUACACAGCUCAAGCUGCAGACCGGUGGUCCCGACGGUGAUCUUGGAUCCAACGAGAUUCUUCUCUCCAACGAGAAGUACGGAGCCAUUGUUGAUGGGGCCGGUGUGAUCUACGACCCGAACGGUCUUAACCACGCAGAGCUCCUUCGCCUGGCCAAGAAGCGCGCGAUGAUUUCAGAGUUCGACUUGACAAAGCUGUCCCCCGAGGGCUACCGCGUCCUGGUCGACGAGAAGAACGUCAAGCUCCCUAGCGGCGAGGUCGUCCACAACGGCAUGAUCUUCCGUAACACAUACCACCUGCGCUCACAGGAGAAGUUCGACGUGUUCGUGCCCUGCGGUGGCCGCCCCGAGUCCAUCGACCUUGCAACCGUCGGCAAGCUCAUCAGGGACAACAAGUCUGUCAUCCCCUUCAUCGUCGAAGGUGCCAACCUGUUCAUCACCCAGGACGCCAAGCUGCGCCUCGAGAAGGCCGGCUGCAUCCUGUACAAGGAUGCCUCUGCUAACAAGGGUGGUGUGACAUCUUCCUCCCUGGAAGUCCUCGCGUCGCUGUCUUUCAACGACGAGGAGUUCGUCGAGAACAUGUGCAUCCGGGAGGACGGCACCGUCCCCGACUUUUACAAGGAAUACGUCCGUGACGUGCAGGAUGUCAUCAAGUCGAACGCCGCUCUCGAGUUCGAGGCCAUCUGGCGCGAACACGAGCAGACUGGUGUGCUUCGCAGUGUACUCAGUGAUCGUCUCAGCUUGGCCAUCACCAAGCUGGACGAGGAACUUCAGAUGACUGAGCUCUGGGACAAUGUUGCGCUCCGUCGCUCUGUUCUUAGCGAUGCUCUGCCCCGUCGUCUGUUGGAGAAGAUCGGUCUGGAAACCAUCCUGGAACGUGUCCCUGAGAACUACCUCCGUGCCAUCUUCGGCAGCUACCUGGCCAGCCGCUUCGUGUACGAGUACGGCAACCGGCCUAGCCAGUUCUCCUUCUUUGACUUCAUGACCAAGCGCAUGGCUAAGCUUCAGUCGUAA
Penicillium hordei is the source of this 3276-nucleotide messenger RNA. Its product is annotated as glutamate dehydrogenase (NAD(+)). The record is from RefSeq and is a predicted model, not a curated record. Bases 1 to 3276 code for a protein of 1091 amino acids. Gene Ontology annotation, molecular function: L-glutamate dehydrogenase (NAD+) activity. The transcript has 3 exons. Gene Ontology annotation, cellular component: mitochondrion. NCBI's taxonomy places the organism in Eukaryota, Fungi, Ascomycota, Eurotiomycetes, Eurotiales, Aspergillaceae.